This is a messenger RNA of Penicillium taxi, 1623 nucleotides long. RefSeq names its product putative SIR2 family histone deacetylase (Hst4). Gene Ontology annotation, biological process: pericentric heterochromatin formation; regulation of DNA repair; negative regulation of transcription by RNA polymerase II. The record is from RefSeq and is a predicted model, not a curated record. Lineage: Eukaryota; Fungi; Ascomycota; Eurotiomycetes; Eurotiales; Aspergillaceae. The coding region runs from base 1 to 1623 and encodes 540 amino acids. Gene Ontology annotation, molecular function: histone deacetylase activity, NAD-dependent; NAD+ binding. Gene Ontology annotation, cellular component: mating-type region heterochromatin. The transcript is spliced from 2 exons.
AUGAACUCCUACUAUGAAGUGUCAGAUAUUGGUUCGGACUUGAGUUCCGCACCAUCUUCGACGCGUUCUUCACCAGAGCCAGUACCUGCAUCCGAGCGGUAUCCCACACCGUCAUCCCAGAUAUCCCACGAAGCCGAAGCCGGCGAGGACUCUACGCGCCAAGACUGCCCACCCGCAAAGAAAAGGCGACGAAACCCUUUGCCAAAAGAACGCAUCACACAAUACCUCGAUUUUUCUAAGUCGUCUUAUCUUCAAUCGGACCAAACCCAAUUGCUUGUAGAUACUCUUCGUUACCAAAAGGAUAUCGUCGUCAUUGCUGGUGCCGGCAUUUCCACCUCCGCUGGCAUUCCUGACUUCCGUUCUGCUGAUGGUUUGUUCAAAACUCUUCAGAAAAAACACAACCUGAAAGCAUCUGGUAAACUCCUCUUUGAUGUUGCCGUCUACCAAGAUGAGAAAUUGACCGCCCCAUUUCAUGAGCUGGUCCGGUCGCUGUCUCUAGAAACUGCCAAGACCAAGCCUUCUCCAUUCCACCACAUGUUGGCCCGCCUGGGCAAGGAGAAGCGAUUAAAACGCCUUUAUACCCAAAACAUAGACGGCAUAGAGACUUCGAUGAAGCCGCUGGAGACCGAGAUCCCCCUUCACAAUUCCAAUGGUUGGCCAACAACCAUUCAACUCCAUGGCAGCAUUCAGAAGAUGGUCUGUCAGAAAUGUCGAUACCUCUGCGAUCUCAAGCCCGAAAGGUUUGAUCAAGCUGAUCCUCCUGAUUGUGAUGAGUGCUCCCAGGUCGAUGACUGUCGCACAACGUUGGGUCAACGCAGCCAUGGUGUGGGUCGCAUGCGCCCCCGUAUCGUUCUCUAUAACGAGCACAACCCGGAUGAGGAAGCCAUUACCGCUGUCAUGAAUUCCGAUGUUAAAUCUCGUCCUCGUGUCCUCGUCGUUGCCGGAACGAGCUUGAAGAUCCCUGGUGUUCGCCGCCUUGUGAAGAGCAUGUGCAGUACUAUCCGCAGCCGUAAGGACGGAGUCACAAUAUUCAUCAAUAACGAGCCGCCGGUCGGCAAAGAAUUUGAGAACUGCUUCGAUCUUAUUGUCCAAGGAUCUACAGAUGAUGUCGCGAACCUAGUUCAAUUGAAAAAUUGGGAGGACAACACACCUUACAGCAUGUUGCCAGACCCUGUAUUUGGACCAAUGCGCGAUUCUUCAGAGCAAUCAGAGACCCAGAUCGACACGAAAUCUGGCAUUGCCGUGAUCAUCAGUACCCCUCGCAAACGUCCUUGCUCAGACACAGGCCUCAUUACACCUACAUCCAGUGACGAGAUAGGGCCGCCGAAAAAGAUGGCUGCGACCGGCAAACUGUCAAAUCCUGCCAGUCGCGGGCGCAAUCUCAAUGAUGUGCUCAAGGGAGUCAAAUCCAAGACCGCUCCAAAGCCUCGCAAGAAGCUUGCUGCUGCUGAUGCUGCUCCCAAGAAGCGCGCUACCAAGACCGCCCCUAAACCUGCGACCGCAAAGAUCACCACCUUCAGUAAGGUCACCAAGUCCACAAAGGCUGCUGCAACUACAGACAAGAAGACUGCUGUUGAAGUUAAGCUACCCGCUGUACUGUCCAGAAAUGUUGUUGGACUUUAA